AUGGUUGUCCGAUCACUUGACAUCAAAAAAGAUCAUUUUCGUCCUCAAGAGGAUGAUGAAGAACUCCUUGGUCCUGAAGUGCCCUAUCUUAGUGCGAUUAGUGCUCUUUUGUAUCUUACAAAUUGCACAAGAUCUGACAUAAUUGUUCCAGUCAAUUUAUUAGCAAGGUACAGUUCUGCACCAACCCACAGACAUUGGAAUGGAAUUAAACACAUAUUGCGAUAUCUUCGUGGCACAACUGAUAUGAGAUUGUUUUAUUCAAAGACGCCAAAUUCUCAAUUAAUUGGAUAUGCAGAUGCUGGUUAUCUCUCUAACCCACAUAAAGUUUAUUCACAAACAGGAUAUGUGUUUAAAUGUGGUGGCACUGCUAUAUCAUGGCGUUCUAUGAAACAAACAAUGAUUACAACUUCUUCAAAUCAUUCUGAGAUACUCCCAAUUCAUGAGGCAAGUAAGGAAUGCAUUUGGUUGAAGUCAAUGAUCCAACAUAUUCGAACAACAUGUGGUCUCUUAUCAAUAAAAAAAAGUCCAACAGUAUUAUAUGCAGAUAAUGCGGCAUGCAUUGCACAGAUGCAAGAAUGGUAUAUUAAAAGUGACAUGACCAAGCACAUCUCACCAAAAUUCUUUUAUGCACAUAAACGCCAAAAAAAGAGUGAUAUUGAUAUUCAAAAGUUAUGUUCAUUUGAAAAUUUAGUAGAUCUAUUCACUAAAAUGCUUCUAACUAUAACAUUCAAGAAGCUGGUGCAUAACAUUGAAAUGCGUCAACUAAAUGAUCUUUAG
Molecule: messenger RNA, 777 nt
Organism: Cornus florida
Lineage: Eukaryota; Viridiplantae; Streptophyta; Magnoliopsida; Cornales; Cornaceae
Product: secreted RxLR effector protein 161-like
Exons: 1
Coding region: 1-777 (258 amino acids)
Source: RefSeq, a predicted model, not a curated record